This is a messenger RNA of Cuscuta europaea, 1506 nucleotides long. The record is from the annotation of a GenBank genome assembly. NCBI's taxonomy places the organism in Eukaryota, Viridiplantae, Streptophyta, Magnoliopsida, Solanales, Convolvulaceae.
CAUAGGUGCUCCAUUGAUAGUAGAAUGAGUGGUAAUGGACAAGCAAAUUCAUUGAUUAAUGGGAAGCUAAUUAAACACCAAUACCUAGAUGCCUCAAGAAAACCCUAUCCACCAAAAGCAAUAAUGGCAGAUCUAAAUAGGGAAUUAGGACUCGAUUUGGACUACAAAAAAGCUUGGAGAGGUAAGGAGAAAGCUUUGGAAUCAAUAUGUGGAACAGAUAUUGAGUCAUACAUGAAAUUUCCAAGCUUGUGUUAUAUGAUAGAUCAAACAAAUCCUGGAUCAAUCAUAUCUUUAGACACUGAUUCAAAAAACAAUUUUAAGACAUUGUUUAUAUCAUUGAGGGCAUUUAGAGAAGGAUGGUCUGCUUGUAGGCCUAUAAUCAGUGUGGAUGGGUCUUUCUUGAAAGCAAAAUUUAAGGGAAAAAUUCUAACGGCAUGUGGUAUGGAUGCAAAUAGACAAAUCUUCCCACUAGAAUUUGGAAUAUGCGGUAGGGAGAACAAAGAGUCAUGGACAUGGGUCUUUACAAAAUUGAAAGAGGCAAUUGGAGAAUGACCUGAAAUGUGCUUCGUUUCAGACCGAAAUCAAGGGCUUCUUAGGGCUGUGGAAGAUGUUUUUCUAGGUGCAGAGCAUGGGUAUUGUGUGCAACACAUACUUGGGAAUAUAACAUCAAAGUUGGGGGGAAAAGGAAGAAAGUGAUUAGAUUCUUCAAUGCAGCAGCAAGGGCUCCAACAUCACGAUUGUGUGAAUACUAUAUGAGGCUACUUGAUGCAGAAGAUCCAAGGAUUCGAAAAUAUCUUACAGAAAUUGGAGCCAAAAAAUGGGCUAGGAGUUAAAUGACAACAAGAAGGUAAGACCAAGCACAAACUUCAAAUUUGAAGUUAUUGACAAAUGGAGUAGAGCAUAUGUGGCAGACCUUGACUCAAAGGGGUGUUCUUGCAGGGAGUUUCAAUUGGAGGAUUUUGUUUGCGUUCAUGCAGUUGCAUCAAUAAGAGCAAGGAAUGGGUUGUCAUGUUAUGAUUUUAUUUCUACAUACUACAAGAGUAGUUGAUGGAUGCAAGCAUACAGGGGAGUUGUAGAACCAUUAGGUUCAUAUUGUGAAGCCGAUAUCCCAAGCAAGUACAGAGAUUGUAUCAUUCACCCACCGGUAUUAGAUAAGCGGGCAGCUGGAAGACCAAAGAAUGAAAGGAUUUCUUCGAUGGGUGAGUUUGUGACCAAACAAAAGUGUGGAAGAUACAAACAACAAGGUCACAACCAAAAUACUUGCAACAAUCCUAUACCACGUCACUAAUGGGCUUUAGAAUAAAGGAUUUCAUUCGUCUUUUUUACUUCAAUUACUACCAAUUGUUGUUUAAGAAUAAGUUGAAUAGGACAUGAAUUAUGUAUGGUCCCUUGAAUAUUAUAGUUUGCAAAUGUAUGCAAACUUAAUGACCUUAAAUUACUCAUAGUGACAUUCACUUCAUGGCACAACUUAAGUUACAAGGAUUGGGUGUUGUAAUAGUUCUCACU